GGGGGGACAGCCCCCACCUCCACAUUUUUCUCGUAAAAUAUUCCACCACACCCCCUUCCCCUGCAGAUUUUAUUUCUUUAAUAUAAUCAUUUUUCAUUUCUUUAUUCAUUCCCAUGGGAGCUCCUCCUUCCUCCUCCUCCUCCUCCUGCUGCUGAUGUUGUUCUCUUCCCCAUUGUUUGCUUGCCCUGUAAUUCAAAGAUCCGCCUUCCGGUGAAAGUCGGAAGAUUUGGGAUAGGUGUAAGAAACGAGGGAAAAAAAAUGAAAGCGAUAUCCGGUCGGAUCUUUGCUCUGUUGUGUCUCAGAUCUUGUUGGGUCUUUGUCUAAUUAAAACUAUUUCCCAUACAUAUACCCUUCUCCCUCCUCACUCGUCAUCCUAUGCUAUAGCCAAGUUGAGCUUCAGCCUUCCUCCUCCUCCCUCUCUCGAGUUCUGAUCUUUCUGGGAUCUCAGUUCAUUGCGUUUCUUGAAAUGGGCAUGGCGGCGGCGGAGUCUCAGUUCCAUGUCUUGGCCGUGGACGACAGCCUCAUUGACAGGAAGCUCAUCGAGAAGCUCCUCAAGACCUCCUCCUAUCAAGUCACGACAGUCGAUUCCGGCAGCAAAGCCCUGGAAUUCCUAGGAUUCCGCGAGGAAGAAGAACAGAGCAGCAGCUCGGAUUCCCCUUCUGUCUCCUCCAACAACCACCAGAUUUGUCCUUCUGGGGUCCUGAAUUUCCCAUGGAAUCAUCAGGAAGUCGAGGUGAACCUGAUCAUCACAGACUACUGUAUGCCCGGAAUGACCGGCUACGAUUUGCUGAAGAAAAUCAAGGAAUCUUCGUCUCUGAGGAACAUACCGGUGGUUAUCAUGUCGUCGGAAAACGUGCCUUCGAGAAUCAGCAGAUGUUUGGAAGAAGGGGCAGAAGAGUUCUUCUUGAAGCCGGUGCAGCUGUCUGAUCUGCAUAGGCUUAGACACCAUAUGAUGAGGACCAAGAAACAGGAGAAACAGGAGAACCAAGAAGAAGAGGGAGAAUCAGAGAACAAAGCCGAGGUCCAACCGCAAAGUUCUCACCAGGCACAGCAGCAAAGUAACAACAGUAGCAGCAGCAGCAGCAGCAGCAAUAAGAGGAAAGCCAUGGAUGAAGGGCUUUCACCUGACAGAACAAGACCCAGAUACAGUAAUGGAGUCACCACCGCAGUCUGAGGCCCGAUGAUGAUUAAUCUUUUGAUUAGAUUAUUCUUUGCCCUUUAUAGGAAAAAGAAAUUGUGAUUUUGCUUCAACUUCUGUUUUUUUCUUUUUUCUCCUUUUUUCCUCUCUUUCUUCCAUAAGGCCUCGAUGAUCGCCGCCAGUUUAUGUAGAAAUUGGAAAAUUAAUUAGAUCCCCGAUGAGGGGUGUAUGAUCCUACUGAAAAGAAUAGCUUUUCCAUUCCAAUUUUGGAUUUUGCUGAAUUUAGUCGAUCAGGAUCAGUAUGAAAAGGGGAAGAAGGAGUUCAAUGUAUAGAUGUCCUUCAUCAAUGUAAGGAUGUUUUUACCGUCGAAUUAAAUCAAGUUGUAAUCGUGUUGAGAUAUUAA
Molecule: messenger RNA, 1542 nt
Organism: Punica granatum (pomegranate)
Lineage: Eukaryota; Viridiplantae; Streptophyta; Magnoliopsida; Myrtales; Lythraceae
Source: RefSeq, a predicted model, not a curated record